Amblyraja radiata (thorny skate) is the source of this 2406-nucleotide messenger RNA. It is a transcript of the gene enpp4, whose product is annotated as ectonucleotide pyrophosphatase/phosphodiesterase 4. The record is from RefSeq and is a predicted model, not a curated record. The transcript has 4 exons. Lineage: Eukaryota; Metazoa; Chordata; Chondrichthyes; Rajiformes; Rajidae. Bases 380 to 1750 code for a protein of 456 amino acids.
CAAUCAAACGUUCUCAAACCUCAGGACGCGGAAGUCACGAAAGGGUGCAGUUCCUUCAUGUAAAAAAGAAAAUGGGCUUGGAUGUUCGCUGUCUUCUUUAGGGCGUCUGUUUGCAUAGUUUAUGCCCGUCUGGAAGCACUCGACCAAGUGUCCGCGUAGGAAAGUUGCGAAGUGUUGAACGACCGCGGUGACAGCGAGCGCUCCGUGUUAAGGUCACAACGACCGCAUCCUGACUUGCUCUCAUUCCGCCCGCGCUCGCCGGUUUCCAGCACAACAUCUUACUUCCUAGGCCGGAGAACACUGCGAAUCCCACCAUCCCACAGAAAGUUGGCCUCACAGAAGAUCAAGGCAGUGGAAGCUCUGAGAAAAUAAUCCUGCAAUGUCGAACUUCUGGGUUUAUUUCGUGCUUUUUGUAUCUGGAUUCCUUGAGAGUCUCUGUAAUAAUGCAACAAACACCUCCGACGUUAGAUUACUGCUUGUGUCUUUUGAUGGGUUCAGAGCCAGUUACCUUGAACGUUAUGCAUUUCCUAAUCUUCAGAAGAUGAUCUCUGGUGGAGCCCUUGUCAAGCAUGUGAAAAAUGUGUUUGUUACCAAAACCUUCCCAAAUCACUAUUCCAUUGUCACAGGACGUUAUGCAGAAAGUCAUGGUAUUGUAGCCAAUUACAUGUAUGACGCAGCCACCAAAAAGAAUUUUUCAACCUUUUCAGAUAAAGAUCCAUUUUGGUGGAAUGAGGCCACUCCAAUAUGGGUAACUAAUCAGCGACAAGGUCACAAGAGUGGUGGAGCAAUGUGGCCUGGUACUGAUGUGCCUAUACAAAAUACACCCCCAUCCUAUUACUUGAACUAUAACCACAGUGUUCAAUUCAGAACGAGAGUUGAUCACAUUAUAGAAUGGUUUUCCAAUUCAACAGACCCCAUAAAUUUUGGUACAUUAUACUGGGAGGAGCCUGAUUCCACUGGACAUCGUCAUGGACCCGACAGUGAAGAAAUAAACAAAAUAUUGAAGGAAGUGGAUGAUAACAUUGGCUAUUUAAUGGAUCAACUUCAAAAAUUUGGACUGUCGAACAUAGUCAAUUUAAUUAUCACCAGUGAUCAUGGGAUGGCACAAUGUUCUGAGAAGAAAGUUAUACGACUGGAUAAUUGCAUUGGACGUGAUAAUUACACUCGGAUAACCUAUUCUCCAGUGACAGCUAUACUGCCAAUUACAAAUGUACAUUACGUAUACACGUUGCUGUCAAAAUGUGAUAAACACAUGAAGGUUUAUUUGAAAGAAGAUAUCCCAGACCGUUUUCAUUACAAGCACAAUACGAGAAUUCAACCCAUUCUUCUUGUUGCCGAUGAAGGAUGGACAAUUGUUCAGAAUGGAUCACUCCCACAAUUGGGUGAUCAUGGUUAUGACAAUGCUUUACCGAGUAUGCAUCCCCUUCUGGUAGCUCAUGGACCAGUAUUUCGAAAGGCUUAUAAAACCGACUCGAUCAACAGCGUUGAUGUCUACCCACUGAUGUGCCAUAUCCUAGGACUGAAGGAAGAGCCCAACAAUGGAACUUUCAGAAAUGUACGAUGCAUGAUGGCCAGUGAGUCCUGUGUGAGCCUGCCUGACGUGAUUGGAAUUGUGAUUGGCUCCUUAAUGAUAUUGAUUACACUGUCCUGCCUUAUAACACUACUGAAGAAACGAGUAUCAUCACCUCAUCGUGCAUUUGCACGUCUUCAGUUACAGGAUGACGAUGAUGAUGAUCCUUUGAUAGAUUAAUUUCAAGACUGUGAAGAGCUAUGAUGGUCAGUGAAAUAUUUUUCAUUGACAAAAGCCAAUGUGAUUUAGUACUCCACUUCACAAGUUUAAAAACCAACUGCUGUCGUACCAAAAUAAAUGUAUCCCAAAUAUGAGACAACUUUGCAGGGAAUAAUAAGUACAGAUCCUAUUAAAUUAAGUAAGAUUAAGUAAUUUCACCAGCCAAUGUACUUGAUUACUUCAUGGCAAAAUAUGCUUGGUAAUGGCAAUUAUCAGUCGAAGUUGUAUUAACUUAUCAGAGCUGUAGGUAUGUUCAGACAGGUCAUUUUAUUUCAAAAUGAUACUGAGGGAAUGUUGAAAGGAAAAAAGUGAAAUGUUACAUUUAAGAUAGUUGCUUUAGCUGGAACAUUUUCAGAAGUUAUGGUUUGCUCCUGUGUACUAAAUCAUUUAGUUUUAAACUUAUUAUCCAUCUGUAUUUAAAAUAUUGAAUUUUGCCACAAUCGGUGAAUCUGCAGAACUAUAGAAGUUGCUUGACUCUAAAGAUAAGCAAACACGUUAGUUAUUUAAAGCCGAUUUGAAGCUAGUUUUUGUAUGGGGAAAGUUAGGUUAUAGUUUUAUAUUAUCAAAAAUACAUCACUGAAAAAUGCAGUAAAUGUAAUUAAGAUUUUUAAACAAAU